Messenger RNA from Capronia coronata CBS 617.96, 1251 nucleotides. RefSeq names its product acetyl-CoA acyltransferase. Bases 1 to 1251 code for a protein of 416 amino acids. NCBI's taxonomy places the organism in Eukaryota, Fungi, Ascomycota, Eurotiomycetes, Chaetothyriales, Herpotrichiellaceae. Gene Ontology annotation, cellular component: peroxisome. The transcript is spliced from 5 exons. Gene Ontology annotation, biological process: phenylacetate catabolic process; fatty acid beta-oxidation. The record is from RefSeq and is a predicted model, not a curated record. Gene Ontology annotation, molecular function: acetyl-CoA C-acyltransferase activity.
AUGGCCACGCAAAGACUCGGCUCGAUCCUCUCGCACCUGACCGCUCACAAGAGUGGCGUCGCGGCCAUCACGCAGAAGAACCCCGACGACAUUGUCAUCACGCUCGCCAUUCGAACUCCUCUCGCCAAGGGCAAGAAGGGCGGUUUCAAAGACACGGACCUCGACUAUAUCGUCUACGCCCUGUUGAAGCAGGUGCUGGAGAAGAGCAAGAUUGACCCCGCGCUGGUCGAGGAUAUCUGCCUGGGAAAUGUCGGUGACCCAAGAGCUGCAUACAAGGUGCGAGCGGCCAUGCUCGCAGCGGGCUUCCCCGACACUUCGGCAGCCAGCUCGGUGAACCGAUUCUGCUCGAGUGGCUUGAAAGCCGUGCAAGACAUUGCCAGCCAGAUCAUCACCGGCAGCAUCGAUGUCGGCCUGGCCGUGGGUGGUGAGAGCAUGACGCACAACAGCGGCGCAGAUUCGCCCUUCUCGCCCGAGAUCAUGGCGCACCAAGAAGCCGCCGACUGCACACAGCCCAUGAUCCAGACCUCAGAAAACGUCGGCAACGACUUCAACAUCUCUCGCCGACAACAGGACGAGUAUGCCGUCGAGUCGUUCCGGAGGGCCGAGGUCGCGCAGAAGGCCGGCUGGUUCGACGACGAGAUCGUCCCGAUCACCACGAAGAUCAAGGACCCCACCACGGGAGAGUUGAAGGAGGUGACCCUGACGAAAGACGAGGGUCCACGGUACGGGACCACCGUGGAAAGUUUGUCCAAGAUCAGACCGGCCAUGCCGCAGUUCGGUGACAAAACCACUGGUGGCAAUGCCUCUCAAGUCACUGAUGGAGCUGCCGCGGUUCUACUGAUGAAGCGGUCCAAAGCCAUCGAGCUCGGCCAGCCCAUCCUGGCCAAGUUCUGCGGCGCCACCGUCGCCGGUGUCCCUCCUCGCAUUAUGGGCAUUGGCCCGAGUGCCGCCAUCCCUAAACUACUUGCCAAGUUCCAACUGACCAAGGACGACAUCGAUAUCUUCGAGAUCAACGAGGCCUUCGCCUCGAUGGCCGUGUACUGCCUGAAUGUCUUGGGCCUGGACUAUUCGAAAAUGAACCCUCGUGGUGGUGCUAUCGCAUUGGGCCAUCCUCUGGGUGCUACUGGUGCCCGCCAGAUCUGCACGAUCCUCAGCGAGGCGCGACGGACGAAGAAGAAGAUUCUUGUCACGUCCAUGUGUAUCGGCACAGGACAAGGCAUGGCCGGGCUAUUCGUCAACGAGCAGCUGUAG